GGGCCACAUAUAUCGGACCAACGAGAUGAAAUAAAGGACAAUUUCCCUUUCUCGCUCGAUCCACUCUCCAGCUCAUCCUCGACGGCGACCACCAUGGAAGACUCGCCGUCCGACCCCAAUCGCCGCCACCCCACCGCCGCCGCCGACGACGACGACACGGCCACCACGCCCCUCCUCCUCCCAGGCCGGUGGCGGCGCCACCUCCGCCUCAAGACAGCCCUCUCCUCGGAGCUCUCCGGCGCGGUCGGGGACCUCGGGACCUACAUCCCGAUCGUGCUGGCCCUGACCCUGGUGUCCCACCUCGACCUCUCCGCCACCCUCAUCUUCACCGCCCUCUACAACGUCGCCACCGGCCUCCUCUUCGGCAUCCCCAUGCCCGUCCAGCCCAUGAAGUCCAUCGCCGCCGUCGCCGUCUCCGAGUCCCCCCACCUCUCCCCCUCCCAGAUCGCCGCCGCCGGCCUCUCCACCGCCGCCGUCCUCCUCUUCCUCGGCGCCACCGGCCUCAUGUCCCUCCUCUACCGCUACAUCCCCCUCCCCGUCGUCCGCGGCGUCCAGCUGUCCCAGGGCCUCGCCUUCGCCUUCUCCGCCAUCAAGUACAUCAGGUACGAGCAGGACUUCGUCACCUCCAAGUCCGGCCCGGCGAGGCCCUGGCUCGGCCUCGACGGCCUCAUCCUCGCGCUCGCCGCCGUCCUGUUUCUCGUGUUGUGUACUGGGUCCGGGGACGACGUUUCGACGGACGCUCGAGGUAUGGAUUGUAUGGAUGAAUGCGACGGCGAUGAUGGGGGCGAUGUUGAAUUGUCGCGAUCUAGGCGAAACAUCGACCGGAGAUUGAGGACGUUGUCCGCGAUUCCCUCGGCUCUGUUAGUGUUCUUGUUUGGACUGGUGUUGUGCUUUAUCCGCGACCCUUCCAUCUUUUCCAGCCUCAAAUUCGGCCCCUCGAAACUGCAAGUGUUGAGCAUAAGUUGGGACGACUGGAAGAGCGGGUUUUUACGCGCCGCGAUUCCGCAGAUCCCACUGUCGAUUCUCAAUUCGGUGAUCGCGGUGUGUAAACUGUCCGGUGAUUUGUUCCCAGAUAGGGAAUUGUCGGCUGCAUCGGUUUCGGUCAGCGUAGGGAUCAUGAAUUUCGUGGGGUGCUGGUUCGGCGCGAUGCCGGUGUGCCACGGAGCCGGGGGGCUUGCAGGGCAGUACCGGUUCGGGGGGAGGAGCGGUGCCUCGGUGGUGUUUCUGGGGAUCGGGAAGUUGGUGCUCGGGUUGUUGUUUGGGAAUUCAUUUGUGAGGAUAUUGAACCAAUUCCCAAUUGGGAUUCUCGGGGUGCUGUUGCUGUUUGCCGGGAUCGAACUGGCGAUGGCUUCGCGAGAUAUGAACACGAAGGAGGAGUCUUUUGUGAUGUUGGUGUGUGCUGCUGUGUCUUUGACAGGGUCAAGUGCUGCACUAGGAUUUGGGUGCGGGAUUCUGCUGUUCUUGUUGCUGAAGUUGAGGCGAAUGGAUUGUUUUUCGUCAAGGUUUCUGACAUCUGCGUCCAAAGAUUCCGGUGAUGGGAGGAAUGUCGCUCCUUGAGGCUGUAUAAUUGGGAUUGUAGCUGCUUGAGAAGUACAUUUCAAGCAGGCGCGGGUUCACAAAUCUCGUUAGCAAGUUCAUUAGGCAUGUUUAAUGCUGUACUAGCUAGCUGGUAUCUGUACUAGUAAUAUGUAUAUACCUCAUUCUGUAUUAAUGCAUAAAAUCCGCAUAUUGGAGCUUCGGUCCAAGAUGAAUCUUCAUCUGCCUUUCUUGUUAAUGACCUGGUUCUGGCGAUAGAUUGGUGAUCGGGAAAGAAUGGUCCACUGUCAA
Molecule: messenger RNA, 1827 nt
Organism: Eucalyptus grandis
Lineage: Eukaryota; Viridiplantae; Streptophyta; Magnoliopsida; Myrtales; Myrtaceae
Product: molybdate transporter 2
Exons: 1
Coding region: 94-1557 (487 amino acids)
Biological process (GO): molybdate ion transport
Molecular function (GO): molybdate ion transmembrane transporter activity
Source: RefSeq, a predicted model, not a curated record